This is a messenger RNA of Penicillium olsonii, 744 nucleotides long. The record is from the annotation of a GenBank genome assembly. Lineage: Eukaryota; Fungi; Ascomycota; Eurotiomycetes; Eurotiales; Aspergillaceae.
AUGUGGUCCGCAGCGAUCUCUCUCAUUCCUCUUGCAACCGUGGUGGCAGGACAUGGAUAUCUCAUCCAGCCAGAUAGUCGAACCAAGUUGGGCUUUAAGGCUGGCAUUGACACAUGCCCAGAAUGUAGUAUUCUGGAACCAGUCUCAUCCUGGCCAGACCUCGACUCAGCAGCAAUUGGCCGCAGCGGACCCUGUGGCUACAACGCUCGCGUGAGCGUAGACUACAAUCAACCAGGUAGUGACUGGGGAACCAAUGUGGUCACUACAUACACGGCCGGUGAAGUAGUCGAUGUUGUCUGGUGUGUUGAUCACAACGGUGACCACGGAGGCAUGUUCAGCUACCGCAUCUGCCAGCAACAGGAUAUCGUGGACAAAUUCCUGGACCCAGAAUAUCUGCCAACAAAUGCAGAGAAGCAAGAGGCCGAGGACUGCUUCGAGGCAGGCCUUUUGCCGUGCACCGAUGUCGAUGGACAGGCUUGUGACUAUAGUCCUGAUUGUCCCGAUGGUGCGGCUUGUCAGCGCAAUGACUGGUUUACGUGCAAUGCUUUCGAUGGAACGAAGUGUCAAGGCGUAGACGGCUCUGCGCUUAAUUCCUGCGAUACAACUAUCGCUGGUGGCUAUACGGUGUCCAAAAAGAUCAAGAUCCCCGACUACGUUUCGAAUCAUACUUUGAUAUCUUGGAAGUGGAACUCCUUCCAGACGGGCCAAAUUUACCUGUCUUGCGCGGAUAUCGCCAUCCAGUGA